This is a messenger RNA of Drepanopeziza brunnea f. sp. 'multigermtubi' MB_m1, 2355 nucleotides long. RefSeq lists its product as uncharacterized. The record is from RefSeq and is a predicted model, not a curated record. Gene Ontology annotation, molecular function: cysteine-type deubiquitinase activity; zinc ion binding; protein binding. Gene Ontology annotation, biological process: protein deubiquitination. Lineage: Eukaryota; Fungi; Ascomycota; Leotiomycetes; Helotiales; Drepanopezizaceae.
AUGGCCUGCAAUCAUGUCAACGCAGCAGAGUUGCGACCUCCCGGAGUCAACCAAUCUGUCUACCGCGAAGAUUGUACCCAAUGUUUCGAUUCCAUAGAUGAUCCUACUGGCCUCGAUGUCUGCCUUUACUGCUUCAACGGUGGCUGCACAGGAGACAGAAAGCAUGCCGCCCUCCACCACGUCCUCACGUCUCACCCCUUGGUCCUCAACAUUAAGCGCACCCGAAAAGUAGUCAUCCGCGACGAGCCCCCUCAGAAGAUGUCGAAGCUGUCAAUUGCUGCGGAAACCGAGGCCGAUCGAUAUGACUACGAGACGACCGUCCGAUGCUACACAUGCAACAUCAUUGAUGUAGACAAGUCGCAGGGGAAGCUUGCCGCGGUAGUAGACGGAGUAAUGAAGGCCAACACAUUCUCCAGAAAAGAAGAAGUCAAAGCGUGGGAACAGGUCUUCACCUCAUGUGAACAUAUCCUCACGCUUCAACAACAUCCGACGCGCAAAAUCGAGUCUCAAGACCUUGGUCACUGUUCUCUUUGCGAUCUGAAGGAAAAUCUCUGGCUCUGCUUGGAAUGUGGCAACUUGGGCUGUGGUCGUGCUCAGUUUGGAGGCAUGCAGGGACAUUCUCACGGACUAGAACAUAGUACAUCUGCAGGUCACGGAGUUGCGGUCAAGCUGGGGUCCAUCACACCAGAAGGCACAGCAGAUGUCUACUGCUAUGCCUGUGAUGAGGAACGCAUCGAUGAUGAUCUUGGUGCGCAUCUCGCUCACUGGGGUAUCAUUCUUGCUGAGCGUGAAAAAACCGAGAAGACUCUGACAGAAAUGCAAGUUGAUGAAAAUAUGCGUUGGGAGUUUGACAUGACUGAUGAAGCAGGUCAUGAAUUACAAAAGCUGUUCGGCGAAGGUCUCACAGGCUUGAAGAACUUGGGCAACAGCUGCUAUUUGGCAAGCAGUCUGCAAUGCCUGUUCUCUUUGCCUCAAUUCCAGGAGCGCUACUACCUGUCUGGCAAUGAUCUUCCGAUUGUUGAUGAUCCCGCUCAAGAUCUUGAGACCCAGUUGCGAAAGCUUGGCGAUGGCCUGCUCUCUGGACGAUACUCGCGCCCGGAUCCAGACGUCCGUACUGAUGACUCGAAGCUUGCUGACCAGAGAGGUCUGGCUCCUGCAAUGCUCAAGGUUUUGAUUGGAAAGGGACAUGCGGAGUUCUCCACGAUGAGACAACAAGAUGCUUUUGAGCUUCUUCUUCACCUUUUUAAACUCAUCACGCGUUCUCAACACAAGGCUUCUUUGCAAGAUCCAACAGAGUCGUUCAGAUUUCUCAUGGAGCAACGUCUGCAAUGUUUGGGCUGUAAGAAAGUUCGCUAUCGUACUGACGAGCAAGAUAACAUCUCGGUACCUGUUCCAGUCCGGAAGAUUGAGAAGGCAGUAGCUAGCGGCGCUGAAGAUCAGGUAGUUGAGUACGAAGCUGUUACUUUGAAGGAGUGCCUGGAUAUCUUCACAGGUGCUGAAAUGGUAGAGCUCACCUGUGCAUCUUGCGGCAGCAAGGCUGGAUUCACAAAGCGGUCGCUGUUCAAGACCUUCCCCGAUGUCCUGGCUAUCAAUGCUCGAAGAUUUGCUUUGGUCAAUUGGGUUCCUACUAAGCUCGAUCUCCCUGUAAUCGUCGGCGACGCGCCAUUCAACCUGGACGACUAUAAAUCUCUGGGCCCCCAAGCAUCCGAGGAACUUCUCCCGGAAGACGCCAGCGAAAGUACGAAGCCGUCCUUCGUCGCCAACGAGGAGGCCGUACAAGCACUGGAAAGUAUGGGCUUCUCCCGUAACCGCUGCGAGAGAGCUCUGCAUGCUACCGGCAACUCAGAUGCCAACACUGCCAUGGAAUGGCUCUUCGCCCACAUGGAAGACGCUGACAUCGACGCACCCUUGGACAUUGGUAGUGGCGGCGGAGCCCCAGCUGGUGCUGACCCCGAGAAGAUCGAUAUGCUGGGAGCCAUGGGUUUCGGUCCUCCUCAAGCUCGCAAGGCGCUGAAGGAGACCGGAGGCGAUGUGGAGAGAGCUGUCGAAUGGUUGUUUAGCCAUCCGGAUGAGCAGGGCGAUUUCGAGGAUGAUGUGGCACCUGGUUCUGAGACGGUUGCGGAGAAGAAGGAGGCUGGAAGUGGUGAUUUGCCUGCGACUUUCCAGCUACAUUCGAUCAUCUGCCACAAGGGUGCCAGUGUCCAUUCUGGUCACUACGUAGCCUUUGUGCGCAAGCUUCUCCCCGGUGAGAGCACUUCGCAAUGGGUGCUUUUCAACGACGAGAAGGUCGUCAAGGCCACCGAUGUCGAGGACAUGAAGAAGUCUGCCUACGUCUACUUUUUUCAGCGCAAGUAG